Messenger RNA from Spinacia oleracea (spinach), 1343 nucleotides. RefSeq lists its product as uncharacterized. Lineage: Eukaryota; Viridiplantae; Streptophyta; Magnoliopsida; Caryophyllales; Amaranthaceae. The transcript has 5 exons. The record is from RefSeq and is a predicted model, not a curated record. The coding region runs from base 846 to 1214 and encodes 122 amino acids.
AAUAAAUAAUAAAUAAUAAAUAAUAAAUAAUAAAUAAUAAAUAAUAAAUAAUACGUAGUAAGUAGUAAUAAGUAAUAAGUAAUAAGUAAUAAGUAAUAAGUAAUAAGUAAUAAGUAAUAAAUAAUCAAUAAUCAAUAAUCACUAAUAAGUAAUACUACCUCCGUUCCUUAAUGCUCUUUACGCUUUGGAAUAUGUGUCAAAAGUAUGAAAACUUUGACCGUGGAUUCUCACUGUUAUCACUAGUAGAAAAAUCGACAUGUGCUUCUCUUCAAGUGCGGCUCAUUUAGUAAAUUGGCAGCACUUGAGAGCAAAAAAAAAAAAAAAAAACAAUUUCACAAGUGCGGGCUCAUUUUAAAAAAUUGGCAGCACUUGAGUUCAAGUGCGGGCUUAUUUCACAAAUGACCCCCACAAAAUAUUUCCCAAUUUUAUUUCAUUUCGCGCUUCCCCACUUCCCCACUUCCUCUUCUCAGGUUACUGCUUUUCCCUUUUCUCUCCUCCUUCCCUCUUCUCUGGUUUCUCUGUUCCUCCCCCUCUCUGGUUCUCUGGGCGCGAAACUCAACAACAUCACUCAGCAUACACCGGCACGACUAGUCGCGUCGCCAACGAUGUUCCCCAACCGGCGAAUUCUUCCUCUUCUCGCCGCGGCCGCAGCACACAGGCAUCGCUCAUCCUUAUCUCUUUUAGGUUUGUAAUUUAAAAUUAAUUUUUUUUUCCUAUAAUCUUGUUACUGUAAUGACGAAUGCCUAAUUUGUCAAGGUUUUUCGAUUGCGUGCUCGAUUUUGCUUCUACCUACUUCCGGAUCGAUUUAACUCAGGAUUUAAAUAUGAGAUCAUGGGUUUUACUGGAUGAGAUCAACUUGGCUCAGCAAUCUGUUUUGUAGUAUUAUACCAUGUUAUGUUGAUAUAUGUAAUAAACUCCAGCACCUUGUUGGGUUCGCGAAGUUAGUGUGGCCAAGGAAACACUUGUGGCAGCAGUUGGAUGAUCGCCUUGUUGAGAUUGCUGUAUCAACAAAUCAAGAACUUCGUUUUCUUUCUAUGCAAGGUGUUUGCAUGACAUCUUCGCUAUUUGGUAAAUAUGAAGAUGGGGACAUCAUGAAUAAGUUACAAGAGAUUUAUGAGGUACUCAAAAAUUCAAGGGAGGAGCCUUUCACGAUUGAAGAGAUAAAUGAAGUUCGAGAAAAGUUGGCAAACAUCAUUUCUAGUGUUUGUCUUUGAUAUUUUCUUGUAGUGAAUUUUAGUAUUGUUUUUGAUAUUUCCUUGUAAUGAAUUUUAGGUUACGGAUGCUAGUUUUUUAUGACUGUUAUGUAAUCGAGUUUUCAACUGUACAAUUUAAUUAUCUAUAUA